Notechis scutatus (mainland tiger snake) is the source of this 4139-nucleotide messenger RNA. The record is from RefSeq and is a predicted model, not a curated record. NCBI's taxonomy places the organism in Eukaryota, Metazoa, Chordata, Lepidosauria, Squamata, Elapidae.
UCUUGUCUUUGCCGGUACCUACGUUCUGCGUUGUGGCAUGUCAAAAGGAGUGUUUCCAGCUGGGUAAUGUCUUUUCAUUCCGGGCGUGGGUGUCCCCGAGGCCGAGGAGUUACUGUCCGAGCUUCGUCGCAAACCUUUCGCCCCCAAAACUUGAGGCAGCUACAUCCUCAGCAGUCUUCAAUCCAGUAUCAGUAUGAUCAGCAACCUGCUACCACCUCCCUCUAUGCGAGCCCUCCAACUCCAAACUAUGUCCCUCCUAGGCCGGAUUUUGUCCCGUAUCCCCCACCAAUCCCCCCUUCGCCUCAAAGUUCAAUCGCCCAAUGUCCGCCCCGACCUCCUUUUUCAGGCCCUCAAAUGAGGCAGACUUUCCCACUUCCUCCUUGUUUUCCUCCAGCUCCUCCCCCUGUCCCAAAUCCUGGUAACCCUCCCGUUCUAGCCAAUGCAACUGGUCAAAACACCUUCCCAUACAUGAUGCCACCUCCAUCCCUAUCACAUCCCAUGCCUCCACCAGUAAUGACUCAACAGGUAAAUUACCAGCCCGCAUAUUCUCCAGGCUACUCCCAGCAGACCUUUUCGCCUCCUAACUAUAAUAACUACCAACACAGUGCAAACUCUUAUCAAAGCAACAGUGGUAGCACUAAUAGCAGCGGUAGCACCAGCAGUAACUUCCGGCAUCCAAGUGAAUACCUGGUGGAAAAAUCUCAGACUGACCGGAGGUCUCCGGAGAGGAGCAAAUAUUAUGAUGAACACCGCCACAGGGAACACGGACACGGACACGGGGAUCGGCAUCGGUCCACUAAUCACGGGGACCGGCGGGAUCGAGGGAGGAGCCCAGAUCGCCGGCGGGCAGAAAAUAGCCGUCACAGAUCGGAUUAUGUCAGAGGAAGAACCCCACCUCGCCAUCGGAGUUAUGAAUGGUACAGGGAACAUCAAAGGGAAAGGCACAGGCACCGGGAUAGUCGACGAUCGCCAUCUACAGAAAAGUCCUAUAGGAAAGACCACAAAAGAACAGGAAGUCGAUCUCCCAGCCAGGACCGAAAGAAACCCCGUUGGGAAGAGGACAGGGAGCGGUGGUCAGAAAAUGCCAGUCGAGAGAAGAGUUACACCUCCAUCAAGGACAAAGAGCCAGAAGAGGCUACAGGUGAAAAGAACGAGGAAGAAGAUGAGGAUCUACUGAAGCCAGUGUGGGUUCGUUGUACCCAUUCAGAAAGCUACUAUUCAAAUGAUCCCAUGGAUCAAGUGGGGGAUUCCACAGUGGUGGGUACGAGCCGGCUCAGAGAUUUGUAUGAAAAAUUUGAAGAAGAGCUAGGAAAGCGUCAAGCAAAGGCCAAAGCUGCCAGGCCUCCAUGGGAGCCCCCUAAAACUAAACUGGAUGAAGAUGUAGGGAGCUCCAGCGACUCUGAGUGCGACUCGGAAGACGACAGCUGUUCCAGCAGUUCUGACUCGGAGGUUUUUGAUGUCAUUGCUGAAAUUAAGCGGAAGAAGGCCCACCCUGAUCGCCUGCACGAGGAGCUGUGGUACAAUGAUCCUGGACAGAUGAACGAUGGGCCUCUUUGCAAAUGUAGUGCCAAAGCCAGGAGAACAGGAAUACGGCACGGAAUCUAUCCUGGAGAAGAGCCUAUUAAACCCUGCCGUCCUAUGACCAACAAUGCUGGAAGAUUGUUCCAUUACCGCAUUACAGUGUCGCCUCCUACCAACUUCUUAACAGACAGACCCACCGUCGUAGAGUAUGAUGACCACGAGUACAUUUUUGAAGGAUUUUCCAUGUUUUCCCAUGCUCCUCUCACAAAUAUUCCUCUGUGUAAAGUAAUCAGAUUUAACAUUGAUUAUACAAUUCACUUCAUUGAGGAGAUGAUGCCUGAAAACUUUUGUGUCCGAGGCCUGGAACUCUUCUCUUCUUAUCUCUUCAAAGAUAUUUUAGAACUUUACGAUUGGAAUCUGAUUGGUCCUUCAUCAGAAAACAGUGAUACUUCAUGUCCUCGGUUCCAUUUCAUGCCACGCUUCGUAAGGUUUCUUCCAGAUGGUGGGAAGGAAGUUCUCUCAAUGCAUCAGAUCCUGCUGUAUUUGUUACGCUGCAAUAAACCACUCGUGCCAGAAGAAGAGAUUGCCAAUAUGCUACAGUGGGAAGAGCUGGAGUGGCAGAAAUACGCCGAGGAAUGCAAAGGGAUGAUAGUGACCAGCUCUGGCAUGAAGCCCAGUUCUGUUCGCAUUGAUCAGUUGGAUCGUGAACAAUUCAACCCUGAUGUGAUUACUUUUCCCAUUAUUGUCCAUUUUGGAAUACGACCAGCUCAACUCAGUUAUGCUGGAGACCCACAAUGGGGUUGCUGUGCCCUGGGCUUUCUGAGGGCCCUUCUGUUCUCACAGCUCCUGCUUGAUGAGCAGGUAGCAGCCAUGGCAAGUGGGGCCUUUUUGCCCAGUUUGUUAAUCUUUAUUUCUAGUGUCCACCUGUACUAUUUGUUCCCAAGCUUGGAGGAAGGAGGAUUAGCAACAUACCGUACUGCCAUUGUUCAGAAUCAACAUCUUGCAAUGCUGGCUAAGAAACUGGAGCUGGAUCGUUUUAUGCUUUAUGCUCAUGGACCUGAUUUAUGCAGAGAGUCAGACCUGCGGCAUGCAAUGGCCAACUGCUUUGAAGCCUUGAUAGGGGCAGUUUACCUGGAGGGAAGUCUUGAAGAAGCCAAACAAUUGUUUGGACGCCUGCUCUUUAACGACAAGGACCUGCGGCAAGUAUGGCUUAAUUAUCCUCUGCACCCUCUGCAACUGCAAGAAUCUAACACUGACAGACAGCUGAUUGAGACGUCUCCUGUCCUCCAGAAAUUGACUGAGUUUGAGGAUGCUAUUGGAGUAAUUUUUACUCACGUUCGCCUCUUGGCACGGGCUUUCACUUUGAGAACAGUGGGAUUUAACCAUCUGACGCUGGGCCAUAAUCAGAGGAUGGAAUUUCUGGGUGAUUCCAUAAUGCAGUUGGUGGCCACCGAGUACUUAUUUAUACAUUUUCCUGAUCAUCACGAAGGCCACUUAACGUUGUUGCGAAGCUCUUUGGUCAACAACAGGACACAAGCCAAAGUAGCAGAAGAACUGGGCAUGCAGGAGUUUGCCAUUACUAACGAUAAGACCAAACGGCCUGUUGCACUGCGAACAAAAACAUUAGCUGAUCUUUUGGAAUCCUUUAUCGCUGCUCUGUACAUAGAUAAAGAUCUUGAAUAUGUCCACACCUUCAUGAACGUCUGCUUUUUCCCACGAUUGAAAGAAUUCAUCCUAAAUCAGGAUUGGAAUGAUCCAAAAUCUCAACUCCAGCAAUGCUGUUUAACUCUUAGAACAGAAGGGAAGGAGCCAGACAUUCCUCUGUAUAAAACACUGCAAACAGUUGGACCUUCUCAUGCUAGGACAUACACCGUGGCUGUUUAUUUCAAAGGCGAGAGAAUAGGUUGUGGGAAGGGACCAAGCAUUCAGCAAGCAGAGAUGUGUGCCGCAAUGGAUGCACUGGAAAAAUAUAAUUUUCCUCAGAUGGCCCAUCAAAAACGGUUCAUUGAACGGAAGUACCGACAAGAGCUUAAAGAAAUGAGGUGGGAACGAGAACAUCAAGAAAAAGAUCUGGAUGAAACAGAAGACAUGAGAAAAUAAGGGGGAAGGAAACUGUAGUAUGUUUGCUUCAUUUUGACCAUGGCCUAUAAAAAAAACCCAUCCUGGUUUCAUGAAACUAAAUGAAAUCAUGUUUGCUUUUGUGUGUGUUUUUUUAUUAAUACGUUUUAUCUCCAUUUUAAGAGGCAAAGCUGUAUUCGUAAAAUUUAAAAAUGAUUUUUUUUUUUGAAGAACAUAUGCUUUCUGAAGAAUUUUGUGUCCCCAGACUCGGUUUGUGAACAAUAAAAUGUUUUAUUUCAAAAAAUAUGUUCUAAAAAUAAGAAAAAUAUAGUGUUGUUCAUAUUGUUGUGUCAUAUGAAAUGAUAAGGUACUAAACAGAAUGCUAUUUUCUGCUACGUUCUGCUGGUGCCGCACUACAGUUAAGAAGAUGAACUCAAGGCACAAAUGACCAGGCUCAAAUUAUCCUAUUUCAGACACAUUAUGCAAAGACCCACUUCUUUGGAGAAAGCUCUAACACUGGGAAAAGUGGGCAGAAAGAGAAAAGUAGGAAAACUAGCAGA